CCUACAUUUUAGGAUUUUUGAAAGUUUUUGACAUAAGUCACAUAAUCAUUAUUGGGUAAUAUAGAACAUGUAAAUGUUUAGUAUAGGGAAUAUUUGCCACCUUUUAUGUGGAUGGCCAGUCAGUGUUGAUGGUAAAUGUACUCAAGAAAUUCAGUGCGCUUUAUUAUGACUGAGAAAGCUGAGUUCGCCACCUCGCGGAGCCAUGCGGGCUCAUGUAUGCGUUCAUGUACCAGGAUGCAUUUUGAAAAACAUUGCAAAAACCUUGUCCAUAACAUCACUCAGAUUUUUGGGACGCCACUUUCGCUGUUGGAAAUGCAGCUAGUUUGCCAUACAAGUGAAGAAAUGGGCAUCUAGAGGCGGAGACUAAUAAUCCGAGCUGAAAUAGCAGCCUGUAGUGCUUCUUCCAUCCGACUACAUCACUGUCACGUCAAAUAAAGGUGCCUGAUGCAGGAAGAACAUCAUGUUUUGCAGCUGCGAUAUCGCCUCACUAGGACACACUGAGGAAUUUAUUGCUACAAUUGACUACAUUUAUCAUGAACACUGAUUGGACAUCACACAAAUGGUGGCACAUUUUCCUUUUAGGUUGAAAAUAACUCAACAUUAAUGUCACGUGACUUAAUUUUAAACGCAGCUCCCCGUCUAAUAAACACCUGGAAGUAGUGCCAGCAGAUAGGCAACGAUUCAAACAUUAUAAAUGCUAACUCGUGUAUGUUAGUUUGACAGCUGUUGGAAGAAGACACUUGUUUGGUUGGAGAUUUACCAGAAAAGGGGUUUCAAUUAACGCUUUUUUAACCGUGCAAAUUGUCCUUCCAUUCUCGUGGCAUUUAUACACUUGAAUGUGUAUUUAAUGUACUAGCUUGACCAGGUAAGUCUCUUCAGCGGCCGCCUCUUAUCCCAGUCCCUGACUGAGCGCAUCCCCUGCUGUGGCUUUCUUGUUAAACUCAAGUUGCCUUACCUGCAGUCCUACAGCAUUAUUGUUUGUCAAAGUUGUAAAUAUAGUCUCUGCCAUCUUUAACACCCUAAAAUGACUGUUUAUUGUAUUUUGCUAAUACCCAAUAUGUAUUCAACACAAGGCCAUUGGCGAUGUUCAGUGUAGCGGCCCUUCACAGCUUAUCAGAUGUCUUUCUUUUGAGUUUUUCCCUGCAGUGGUUGUGCUCCUACAUUGAUUGUUCCCCUGCUGGCUCAGUGGUGCCUGGGCUUUAUGAAGGAAUGCACAUUCAGUGUCAAUUUAAGGGUGAGUGAUUGACUGAAAACAGAUUACACACUUCCUAAAAUGAAUCUGUUCUGGAGCAGCUCCCUGGCUCUGGAGUCAUUUUCAUGUGAAGCGGUGAGCUCGGUCAAAACACUGCAACGGCCCGUCAUCUGGACCUUAAGGCUGUGAGGCAGAAAUCGGUGUUGUUGGUGAAUGUGCACCAGCUGACUGAGGUGACCCUUGCAGCGCCAAACUGAGACUUUGCAGGGGAUGGAGAGGCUUAGUCAAUUAAAUCCAGUAGGCUGCAGUCUGACGGCACACACAGUACAAGGUUCAGGCUGACUGACGAAAAUAAGGACGAGAACUUGCAAAGUGACUGGACCCUGAAGACAACAGGUGAACAGCCAUGAUUUCCUUUGUGGACAUUUUAAAUAUCUGCAGGAGGCAUACAGCUCUAGAUUUAAUUGAAUUUUAGUUUGAAUGUGUCCAAUUUGUGGGGAAAGUUCUGCUGUCCAGCCUUUUCUUUAUAAAGUGAUGACAUUUGUUUUGUGUGCAUCUUCAUGCUCUCUGUAUCCCGUGUGCAGAGUUUUGAGUUUGUGCUUUUCAGACUUUGUAGAAUUAAAAAUGAAAUGUAUGUUAUUAAUGUGUUUAUCCGUCACAUACAGUUUGACUGUUUAUCUCCAGGUACACUGAAAGGUAGAAUCCCUUUUUUAAUCAAGAAAUGUAUACUAAAAAAACUGAUAAUAGUACUUUGGGAAUAGUUUUUUGAGGAGCGAGUAGUUUUGUUUUUUCUUAAUGUAGUUUUGUCUGGGUCCAUACCCGGAUAAGGUAAGAUGUUAUUACGUGUUAAAUGUUUUCCACAUUAUAAUAAUAAUAAUAAUACAUUUUAUUUGUAUUGUCCCUGCAGUGUAAAAGUCCAAAUGCAAUUGACUGUCGAAAUGCCAAAUGUGUUGUCUGGUUACUGUCUGUGUUCAAGUUCAAAGAAGGCUUAACCUCAUCAGUCAGGUUGCUCCACAACAGGCAAGUCCUCUGAUACUUUGGUUCCCCAAUAAUUCAGGUAUCGACCAUGUUUUUAUUUGGCAUAAUUAAGUCAUGAAAUCUACUGUGAUCUUGCAGGCGAAGCCCCCUCAAUUACUCCUGUUUACAUACUUUGAGUGCACAACGUUUUCUCUUGGUAAUCCAGGUCACUCGAGGCUAAUGAAAGGACAGUUUACCCGUGCACUUUCAAUGGGACUUUCAUCCUACUUGGGUGAUGGCUAAUCUUUGCAGAUGUGCAUUGUCGUUCACAAUAACAUGAAUUACUUCAUUUCAAGCAGUAAUGUCAUGCACAGACCACAGUUGGAGAGUGCCUCUUGUAUUGUGAUAUCUACAAUUUGCAGCAUAAAUAAAUGUGCUACAAAUUCAGUGGCAGCAACAUCAUACAUAAUUCAGAUUGUUGCCUGUUAUUACUAAACAGUGGCAAUAAUAUAGCCAUAUUAAUGGGAACUAAGGAUUAUAUAAUACACUGCAUUUAUUCAGAGAGAAAUUGAACUACUACUUCCACUGAUUAUGACAGAGGUGUGUGUGUGUGUAUAUGUCAUUUAUUAGAUGCAAGGUUAAUGUUCAUCUGUAGUUGAGGUGCAGCAGAUGGCGGCAGCGUUAAGGGAUUACAGUAACUCCUUUUACAGUCUGCAGUCAGUCAGACAAGUUAGGCAUCCGAUUAUAGUCCUCCGUCCUCCAUUUGGCGAGGAGGGUGGGGGGAGAGGACAGGAGCCUGAGCAGCUGACCGGAUACCUGCCUCGGUUGUCUGCACCGAUAGUAACUGGGAGGUGGAUUUGGAUGCGGGGGUUACGCAGCUCUGUGUGAAAACACCUUAGGUAGCCGUUCACUUUGUCAUGCUGAUUACAUGUUGGUAUUUAUACCUCGCAGCUCGGAGCCUCACCAAACAAUGCAAGUAUUGCUCCUGUUUUUGUAUCUGUCCGCUUGUCAUUUCAAGGUGAACUCUGCAUCGAGAUAAUGGGACAAAGCUCUGUCGGUGUGUUUUCUCUUCUCUGUAAUUGAUCUAGAUGUCAGAAGUCACGCUUCCAUUAGUGCUAGUGAGAUAAAUGUCGGGCUUCAUUUUUAAUCCCUCCACACUCCAAAUAUAAACUGCGAUGUCCUGAAUGCAGUAUUCAUGAAGUUUGAGCACGCAGCUUUUAAAUGCAGGACUGUUUCCCUCAACAUGUUUUCUGACCAGGAACACUCCUUCUCUUCCUCCCCGUCUUAAUUUUACUCUCAUCAGCACUCAACAUGGCCUCAAUUCUGCAGAAGCUGAUCACCCCGCUGUUCAGUGGUCCUCCUGAGCCCCCCAGGAAUAAAGUGACAGUGGUGGGCGUGGGCCAGGUUGGCAUGGCCUGUGCUAUCAGCAUCCUGCUCAGGGAGCUGGCUGAUGAACUGGCCCUGGUGGACGUGAUGGAGGACAAGCUGAAGGGAGAGAUGAUGGACCUGCAGCACGGCAGCCUCUUCCUCAAAACCGCCAAAAUAGUCGCAAACAAAGACUACUCCGUGUCAGCUAACUCCCGCAUCGUGGUGGUGACAGCUGGAGUCCGUCAGCAGGAAGGAGAGAGCAGGCUGAACCUCGUCCAGCGAAAUGUCAACAUCUUCAAACACAUUAUCCCUCAGAUCAUCAGAUACAGCCCCGACUGCACCAUCAUCGUGGUUUCCAACCCAGUCGAUGUGCUGACUUACGUAACCUGGAAACUGAGCGGCCUUCCCCAGCACCGCGUCAUCGGCAGUGGCACCAACUUGGAUUCGGCGCGCUUUCGCUUCCUGAUGGCCGACAAACUGGGAAUCCACCCCAGCAGCUUCAACGGCUGGAUCCUGGGAGAGCAUGGGGACACCAGCGUGCCCGUGUGGAGCGGAACCAACGUGGCGGGAGUCAACCUGCAGACGUUAAACCCGGACAUCGGCACUGACUGUGACGAAGAGAACUGGAUGGAAACGCACAAGAUGGUGGUGGACAGUGCCUACGAGGUGAUCAAACUGAAGGGUUACACCAACUGGGCCAUCGGGCUGAGUGUCGCUGACCUGACGGAAAGCAUCAUCAGGAACAUGAAACGGAUUCAUCCCGUUUCCACCAUGGUGAAGGGCAUGUAUGGGAUCAAUGACGAGGUGUUUCUGAGUCUGCCCUGCGUGCUGAACAGCGGAGGUGUGGCCAGCGUGGUCAACAUGACCCUGACCACUGACGAGGUGGCCCAGCUGCAGGCCAGUGCCGACACACUGUGGGACAUCCAGAAGGACCUGCAGGACGUCUAAUUGAACAGCAGGGGGCAAUGUAGCCCUCCCCUCCUGACGUAUAAUCACUCUGCAGACACUAACCGACACACAGCGUCAACUUCCACACCUCCAACCCACAGCCCUCUGUAGAUUCACAGGCCUACGGGAGUUUGAUCCCAUCAGAUUUAGCUGUAGGACUCAGUUUGACAUUCACAUGCGAGUGAAAUGCUGCUCUGACUCAUUUGCCCUCGGCUGUGUGGGACCGUGUGUGUCACUCAUGUUGCUUUGGUGUGUAAUAAAGCAAGUUUGUUGUUGCUUGA
Molecule: messenger RNA, 4746 nt
Organism: Cyclopterus lumpus (lumpfish)
Lineage: Eukaryota; Metazoa; Chordata; Actinopteri; Perciformes; Cyclopteridae
Gene: ldhbb
Product: lactate dehydrogenase Bb
Exons: 8
Coding region: 3461-4465 (334 amino acids)
Biological process (GO): carboxylic acid metabolic process
Cellular component (GO): cytoplasm
Molecular function (GO): L-lactate dehydrogenase (NAD+) activity
Source: RefSeq, a predicted model, not a curated record